AUGGGGUAUGAGGCAAGGUUCACGCUGUGCGCGGAUAUGAUGAGCGCAGUGGUCUAGUACGAUUGAGCUCUACAUCUUCGGUUUGACUGCGCAAGGUGUCUGUAUAUCACGGUAGGAAUGUGGUCCAUACAGUAUGUUCAGUUCUGCGCUGAAAUCGCAUGUGAGGUCCACACGAUUGAACAGCGGGGCUUGUACAUACCGACGGUCGACAUCAUGCUCACCACACCAUCUCUAUGUAAUAAACCAUUCCACACGACAUUCACCACACGGCGAAAGAAUUAAUUGCAGAGAGAAAGUUAAGCCUGUUCUUUUUUUGAGCACGCUCGGCAUUGACAUUUACCCUGUGGGAUUUUACGCUGUGAGAUUUUCCGGAAAACAUUGCCCGAAAAGCGUAGGUGUGGUUUCUGACUCGGUUAUUUCUUUUUUUGGGGGAUUCAACAUAUGGAAAGGAAAAGGAUCAAUAUUGUUUUGUUUGUGUCCUUCCGCUGGAGGGCUUCUCUAUACUUACACGUUUGUAUGUGUGGAAGGAUUCGCUCCGGAUUCAACCAAGUUUAAGAAGGUCGAAGAGGACGCAGCGGCGACGCCGGAUAUAUCUUAUCUUUACACGACGGUUAUUUGUUGAUCAUAAGAAGAUGGAUUAAAUUCGGAAGAUGGACCUGAUUGGGCUCAAGUAGGGAAGGAAGUUGCUUGUUGGCUUCGAGGGGCUAGACCUGUGAACUUGGUACGAUGUGCAUUGCAGUAUCUAUCGAUAUGAUAUUCUG
This is a messenger RNA of Lentinula edodes (shiitake mushroom), 761 nucleotides long. RefSeq lists its product as uncharacterized. The record is from RefSeq and is a predicted model, not a curated record. Lineage: Eukaryota; Fungi; Basidiomycota; Agaricomycetes; Agaricales; Omphalotaceae. Bases 134 to 622 code for a protein of 162 amino acids. The transcript has 6 exons.